Triticum turgidum subsp. durum (durum wheat) is the source of this 231-nucleotide messenger RNA. The record is from the annotation of a GenBank genome assembly. NCBI's taxonomy places the organism in Eukaryota, Viridiplantae, Streptophyta, Magnoliopsida, Poales, Poaceae.
AUGUCGUUAGAGGAUGCUGUCGGUGGCUCUGCCCUCAAGAUCUAUAGGAAGGUCAUCAACAAGCUCACCUCUAUGCUCAACCAUUGCCUCAAGGAUGAUAUCAACAAGUUCAACGUCAAAAAUGAGCUCAACAUUGUAGAGCGUUUACUACAUCAUGGUAGCAUUUAUGUUGAAGACGAUUCUUUAAUCCUUUCUGAGGUGAAAUACAAGCAUGUAGCCUACCUCCCUUAA